AUGUCUUCUUCCACCGAUCUCUAUUCCGUGAAGCCCUUCAAAACUCAAUGGAGAGUUUACGUGAAGAUAUUGAAGGUGUGGAAACAAUAUUUGAAUGGUGUAGAGACGUUGGAAAUGGUUGUUGUUGAUGAGAAGAAUCAAACCAUGCAUGUAACUUUGAAGAAGGAGUUCAUCAAGAAAAAUGAAAAUCUGUUAGAGGAAGGUGCCUCUAGAAUUUUCACAAAUUUUCAAGUGGCUCAUAACGGUGGUAAGUUCAGGACCAGCCCUCACGUUUACAAAAUCCUUUUCGCAUCAACUAAAUCUGUCAAACCGGCAGAAGAAAUGGAUCCAAGAAUCUUAGGUUUCAAGUUCGUCAAGUUUAGUGAUAUUCACGAAGGCAAAAUGAAUCCAGAUUUCUUGAUAGAUGCUAUUGGACAAAUUGUGAGCAUUGGGGAUGUGGAGAUCUUGAAUGUUGGAAAGAGACAGACAAAGAGGCUUUCUAUGGAGAUCCGUGAUACAGAAAAUGUUCGACUUAAUUGUGUUCUUUGGGGUCAAUUCGCUGAAAAUCUUGAAAGUGUGGCUCAACAUGCAAAUGAUGUUGUGAUUGUUGCUGUUUUGCGGUUUGGAAAGUUAAAACUUUAUCAAGGUGUUUGGAGUGUUGGCAAUUGCUACAACUGUUCAAUGGUCAUUACUGAUCCAGUCUUUCCAGAGAGUUUGGCUUUUAAAGAGAGAUUGCUAAAAGAUGGUUUAACUCUGACCUAUACCCAUCCAAAUCAGUUGACUAUUGUCAAUUCUGUAUCAGUAAGGGACGAUUUCUUCUUGCAUAGUCCUCGAAAGACUAUUAGCGAGAUUAUUGCUGCUUCUGAGGUUGUCAAAUGUGUUACCAUGGCCACAAUUAUGUCUAUUGACACUGAGUAUGGUUGGUAUUACAUGUCAUGCGGAGCCUGUUCUAAAAAGGUUCUCCCUCAUGAUAUGGAUUACUUAAAAGAAUUGUAUCCUAGGAAAACAUUUAAGAAACAAUUGUGGCAGUGCAAAAAAUGCAAUGAGGAUGUUGAGAAUGUUUAUCUAUCGUUUAUGUUGACUUUCCGUGUCAUGGAUAAUACUGGUGAAACUAAAUUCCUCUUAUUUGAUCAAGAGGCAAAAGAAGUUGUAAACCAAUCUGCUGCUCAGUUAACUCAGUCUGUUAAUGAGAUUCAGGAUCCUGAUGUCUUGCCCUUAGCUUUGAGCAAUAUUUGUGGUAAAACGUUUCUAUUCAAGAUUGCAAUUGCAAGCUCAAAUGUUGUUUUCAAUAGUGACACAUACAAGGUCAUCAGUAUAAUUACACAAAGUGAUGUGGUUAAGGAGUUUUCUGAAAUCUCUACUCCUCAGAGCACUCCAAGUAUCAAGAUAGAGGAAAAAGCUCACAAUGCUCUUGAUGAAAAGGUUCCUCUAAUGAUUAUGGAUGAUGAUGAUGCUGAAAUUACACCUACUUCUAAACGCAAAAGCAAUGAAAAGUUGGAAGUGAUUAAGGAUACUGAUGAGUAUUCAGCUGCAAAGAAGAAGUGUAAGGAUGAGAAAACUGUUCAGACUAAUCCAAGUACUCUACCCCUUAAGACCGUGAAAACAGAGAAGCCGUGUUUAAGAACCGAAAUCAGUUAUUGGAACUACUUUGUUAUGCAUUUAUCCGUCUGA
Messenger RNA from Eutrema salsugineum, 1650 nucleotides. RefSeq names its product replication protein A 70 kDa DNA-binding subunit C. Gene Ontology annotation, cellular component: nucleus. Gene Ontology annotation, biological process: DNA repair; DNA replication; DNA recombination. Gene Ontology annotation, molecular function: DNA binding. Lineage: Eukaryota; Viridiplantae; Streptophyta; Magnoliopsida; Brassicales; Brassicaceae. Bases 1 to 1650 code for a protein of 549 amino acids. The record is from RefSeq and is a predicted model, not a curated record. The transcript has 10 exons.